AUAAGAACACAAAAGGUUUGCGCUGUAGACAACUACAUUUCCCAGCUAGCUUUGCCCCUACGUCACUUCCGGGGCCCGCAAUAAGGAAUGCUUGUUCGGCGGUAGAAUAAGUUGCUGCCUGUGAAGCCCAGCGAGUAACUAGACGAGCGAGUGGAGGAAACAUGGUGUAAAAACAGCUGAGAUGGACGACUAUGAAGUUGUGCGUCAGAUCGGAGAAGGCGCCUUCGGUAAAGCCUUCCUGGUGCGACCCAAAGGUGCUGCGGGCGCACAAUGUGUGGUGAAGAGGAUCGACCUGACUAAGAUGUCCAGCAGAGAGAAGGAGGCGGCCAAGAAGGAGGUGGGCCUCCUGUCCAGCAUGGAACAUUCCAACAUUGUGUCCUUCUUAUGCUCCUUCCAAGAUGGCGGCAGUCUGUGCAUCGUCAUGGAGUUCUGUGAUGGAGGAGACCUAAUGAGGAAGAUCAACCUGCAGAGAGGAGUCUUCUUCGCUGAACAACAGGUACUGGAUUGGUUUGUUCAGAUCUGCCUGGGCCUCAAACACAUCCAUGACAGAAAGAUCCUGCACAGAGACAUUAAAAGUCAGAACAUCUUCCUCACAGAGCGAGGGAGGAAAGUCAAGCUUGGAGACUUUGGCAUUGCCAGAAUGUUAAAUAAUACCAUGGAGCUUGCCAGGACUUGUGUUGGGACUCCUCACUACCUGUCCCCAGAGAUCUGUGAGAGUCGGCCUUACAACAACAAAACGGACAUAUGGUCUCUGGGCUGUGUCCUCUAUCAACUGUGCACACUCAGACUGCCUUUUGAGGGCAGGAGUCUACACCAGCUGGUCAGUCACAUCUGCAGAGGUCACUAUAAACCUUUGACCUCUCCUUUUUCAUCUGACCUUUGUCUGUUGGUCACUCACCUCUUUAAGGUGAACCCUCGCCAUCGUCCGUCGGUCACUUCGGUCCUGCAGCGUCCUUUCCUGCAAAAAUACCUGCACACUCAGGACAUGGGUCACAAUAACAAAGUAGCAACAAGUCCAGCCUGCAGACCUACACCAGACAAGAAGAAAUGCAAAGCUGCUCUGAAGAAACUUCCUGUUAAACCAGAAUGGAGGGGCUGUGCUGCUGCUAAUUACACACUUCUUCCCCUGCGAGCAGCUGGAGAUGCAGCAUGUCAUCAGAACCACAAGUUUGGACAGUACCAGCAGUUCUAUGUCCAACUGGAUGCUCUGCAGCAGGGAGACUCAUGUUCUCCACAACCUCAUCCACUUCCUCUUCCUGCACCUCCUCCAGGUGAAGACCACCAAGAUCCACAUGGAGAACCCUACAAGCUGGUGGCAGCAGCUCGUGAAGAGUACCUCCAGAGGCGCCAGGAGGCCAACCGCUACAAGCUGAGAGCAGAGAAACAGCUGGGUCUGCGUCCCAGCACGGCAGAGGGCUGCAGGCAGACUGGCCAUCAAGAUGGGGGCAAGCAUACAGUCCAGGACAGGAAGCAAGAGGGCCAGCAGGAGUACCUGAGACAACUGCAUGCCAUCAGACAGCAGUAUCAUCAGGACAUGAGGCAGAUGAGACUCAGGGUCGACGCCCAGCAUGACACCUUUGUGAGGGACCCUCCCACGGAGCACCAAGUCCAAGCUGUACAGGAUGUUGAAGUGGCUCUCAAGGAGAUCCGGGAGGAGACCAGGAAGAAAGACCCGAGGAACAAACACAAAGACCAGAAAGCAAUCAUGUUUGAGAUCCGCCUGGAUGACAGUGAUGGGAUGAAGGACACCUCGGAGGAAGACCAGGGGACACCAAAAGACGGGAUGAAGGACACCUCGGAGGAAGACCAGGGGACACCAGAGGAUGGGAUGAAGGACACCUCGGAGGAGGACCAAGGGACACCAAAAGAUGGGAUGAAGGACACCUCAGAGGAGGACCAGGGGACACCAAAAGAUGGGAUGAAGGACACCUCAGAGGAGGACCAGGGGACACCAAAAGAUGGGAUGAAGGACACCUCAGAGGAGGACCAGGGGACACCAGAAGAUGGGAUGAAGGACACCUCAGAGGAGGACCAGGGGACACCAGAAGAUGGGAUGAAGGACACCUCAGAGGAGGACCAGGGGACACCAGAAGAUGGGAUGAAGGACACCUCAGAGGAGGACCAGGGGACACCAGAAGAUGGGAUGAAGGACACCUCAGAGGAGGACCAGGGGACACCAAAAGAUGGGAUGAAGGACACCUCAGAGGAGGACCAGGGGACACCAAAAGAUGGGAUGAAGGACACCUCAGAGGAGGACCAGGGGACACCAGAAGAUGGGAUGAAGGACACCUCAGAGGAGGACCAGGGGACACCAAAAGAUGGGAUGAAGGACACCUCAGAGGAGGACCAGGGGACACCAGAAGAUGGGAUGAAGGACACCUCAGAGGAGGACAAGGGAACCCCAGAGGACCAACAGGAAGUAGACCAUCACAACCUGACAGAAGAGAGAGACCACUUUCAUCCAGCCAGGAGGGUCUGGACUCAGCGGCCCCCUCAGACACUGCUGGAGGCUCUGGUCCACAUGGACUCGUUCUCCAGCACUACGCUGGAGAACCAAACAGGUGAGGGGGACCAGGCAGGUCGCCGCCAGUGGGUCCACCGCCUCCCCAGAACCCUGCUGGACGCACUUGCUCAAGCCGACCCACGGACCACCACGGUGGACUUGGCGAGCGCAGACUCAGACAGGGAGGAAAUGGAGGACGACUCGGAUGUGGAACUGGACCAAGUAGGCCUUCAGCCCGGGUCGGAGCACGACGACGACGACGACACGUAAGUUGACACGCUGCUAUCGUUUGAAGACAGGAACUGUUCU
Nerophis ophidion (straightnose pipefish) is the source of this 2812-nucleotide messenger RNA. Its product is annotated as serine/threonine-protein kinase Nek5-like. Gene Ontology annotation, molecular function: protein kinase activity; ATP binding. The record is from RefSeq and is a predicted model, not a curated record. Gene Ontology annotation, biological process: protein phosphorylation. The coding region runs from base 182 to 2773 and encodes 863 amino acids. The transcript has 22 exons. Lineage: Eukaryota; Metazoa; Chordata; Actinopteri; Syngnathiformes; Syngnathidae.